Molecule: messenger RNA, 2573 nt
Organism: Sphaeramia orbicularis (orbiculate cardinalfish)
Lineage: Eukaryota; Metazoa; Chordata; Actinopteri; Kurtiformes; Apogonidae
Gene: nup88
Product: nucleoporin 88
Exons: 1
Coding region: 31-2196 (721 amino acids)
Biological process (GO): ribosomal small subunit export from nucleus; protein import into nucleus; mRNA export from nucleus
Cellular component (GO): nuclear pore
Molecular function (GO): structural constituent of nuclear pore
Source: RefSeq, a predicted model, not a curated record
UUUUCCCUCUGAAACAGUCGGCAGUUCAAGAUGGCGGCUUUCAACGCUGAACAGUGGCUGAAUGACUUACCAAACCACGCAAUUUUCAAAAGAUUACGCGAAAACCUUCAUUCGGGACCAAAAGGAAACGAAAGAGGGAAUGCUAAAAAUCUCGCUUUCUGUUUGGGCGGAGACUUUUUCGUUUGGGAUGAAGCAGAGCGCGCUUUUUACACGACCAAUUUACGACAGUUGAACUCUGAGGACAGCGGCAGUAGCGGGAACUACCAGACGUUACUGUGCAUAAACCCCCUCCGGUUUGAAGUGUGUCAGGUGUUGUUGAGCCCAACGAGGCAUCAUGUCGCUCUGGUCGGACAGCGGGGGGUCUCGGUCCUGGAGCUUCCUCAGCGGUGGGGUAAGAGGUCCGAGUUCGAGGGCGGGAGGAGCGAGAUCAACUGUAAGACCAUCCCAGUGGCGGAGCGGUUCUUCACCAGCUCACCGUCCGUGAAUCUGCGACAGGCUGCCUGGUACCCCAGUGAGACCGAGGAGCCCUACCUGGUGCUGCUCACAUCGGACAAUACCAUUCGGUUUUAUGGGUUGAAAUCGCCACAGACCCCGGCCAAAAUCCUCCCCCUUUCCCAGUCGGAGGAUGACAGUAGCGUCCACCAUCCCGUCCGCUCCUACGCCGCGUCUCUGGGGGAGAUCGCUGUGGCGUUUGACAUCGGUCCUGUUUCGUCCGCUCCACGGCAGCUGGCAGCACAGCUCUCCAAAGAACAGGCGGUCUACCCUCUGUACAUCCUCUACGAGAAUGGAGAGACCUACCUGAGUUAUACGAGCCAGGCAAACGGGCUGAGCAUAAGCAAACCAGCCGGACCUCUGCCCAUGUAUCCUGCAGCAGAGGAUAACUAUGGAUAUGAUGCCUGCGCCAUUCUGUGUCUGCCAUGUGUCCCCAGCAUCCUGGUGAUCGCCACAGAGACGGGCACGCUGUAUCACUGCGUGGUCAUGGAGUCUGAGGAAGAAGAAGAGACCAGAGCUGUGGAGAAGUGGAUCCGAAACACAGAAUCUGUGCCAGCUCUAUAUGUGUUCGAGUGUGUGGAGUUGGAGCUCACGCUCAAAGUAGCCACAGCAGAAGACGAGGAGCCCCAGGAGUUGGACUUUACCUGCCCAAUCAGACUCCACAGAGACCCCUUGUGUCAGUACAGGUAUCACUGCACCCAUGAAGCAGGAGUGCACAGUGUGGGGUUAAUCUGGGUCAACAAGUUACAGAAGUUCCUCCAAUCAGAUGAGGAGGAUAAGGACAGUCUCCAGGAGCUGGCAGCUGAGAAGCGCUGCAUUGUGGAGCACAUUCUCUGUACCAGACCCCUCUUAACCAGUGAAUCAGCUCCAGUGCGUGGCUUUCUGAUUGUUUCUGACCUUUCUCUGGGUGCCACCAUGAUCUGCAUCACCAACAGCUAUGAGUGCAUCCUGCUUCCCCUGCUGAGCUCCAUUCGGCCUCCCUCCCCUCCACUGCUGUGUUCACACCCAGGUCCCGGCUCUGUCAGCUCCCCUCUGAGAGGACUGGCCGACGACUCCUUCGAGCAGCACGUCCGCAACAUUCUGGCACGUAGCUCCACCAAUCCUCUUGUUCUGAAGGCUGGGGACAAGGACACGUCGCCACCACCUCCAGAGUGUCUACAGCUCCUCAGCAGAGCCACGCAGGUCUUCCGUGAGGAGUACAUUCUCAAACAGGACAUGGCCCGUGAGGAGAUGCAGAGAAGAGUGAAGCUCCUGACGGGCCAGAAGAACAAACAGCUGGAAGAGCUGACUCUGUGCAGGGAGGAAAGGAAGAGUCUGACGGAGUCAGCAGAGAGGUUGGCCGAUAAGUACGAAGAUGCAAAGUACCGCCAGGAGACCAUCAUGAAAAGGGUUAAAAAUGUGCUUGGCAGCCUGCAAAACCAGCUGCCCAUACUGUCAAACAGUGAAAAAGAAAUGAAGAAGGAGCUACAGUCCAUCAGCGAUCAGCUUAAGCACCUGGACAACCUCAUUAAACAGGUGAACAUGAAGAUGGACUACCAGAAGACACAGGUGGACAAAGACAAAGCCCUGUCUACAACCAAGGCCCCAGUUUUACUCAACGUCCACCAAAAGAAGGUUGUUCAAGAUGUCCUCAGAGAACAUGGACAGCAAAUAGGAGAUAUGAUGAAACAGAUUAAAGACAUUAAAAACCACUUCAGUUUCUAAACAUACUGCAGACUGCAUCACUAAAAGUUAAACAGACUGCACUUUUGAUGCUGUCCGUGAUUAAAUCUGAUUAAAUCAGCCCAUUUUGUAUCAUAUGAUGAGAAACAAGAAUGAAUGUUAUUGUCAUAAGUGAAUGUGCCAUGUGAUGAAUGAGUAUAUGACUUCAGAGAUAUUUUCUAUGCAUUGAUGGAACUUUACCUUUAAUACAUGUAACAUGUCAGUUAAUAGAUAGUUUCUUAUGAAAGAAAUACAACAGAUCUGUCUUCUGGUCAUGUAUAUCCUUAACGUUUUUACGUGUUAAUGUUUGAGUUGGGUUUACAAAACUAUUUUUCUUCAGUUUUUGGAUGAAAAAAAUAAAUGUUGUGUAUAAUUUGUGU